UUGAAUGCCCCUGCAACAUAACCGACGUUUGCUUCCUCCGUCACACUCUUCACAGAAUCCAGACUCGUUUGGUGGUCCACUCGUUGGUCUCAAAGGCCCUUAAAUCUUGCCUCUGUCUUCAUCAAAAGCUGGUAAUACUUUACACGUGAAUGAUAUUAAGCUCACGAUGUAGCCCCUUGAAUUAUUGACCCGCAAAUGGAGAACCCCAUCACCAGAAUCUGCGUUCAUCAUCUCUGGUUUGCGAUUCUCGUCUCUUUUCUCUUGUUCUCUAUUCUUCUCUGUUUUGAUUACUCCACUACCUUUGAUGGGUUCUCUUUCCCAGUCUACAAACAAGAAACCCCAUCUGUUAUCAUGAAGAACAAGACCAGUAACGAUGCAGAUUCUUCCUGCACUGGUCGAUAUGUUUAUAUCCACGACCUCCCCACUCGGUUUAACCAUGACUUGCUCGAGCAUUGCCCGGUCCUCACGAGAGGAACUGAUGAACCCAACAUGUGUCCGUACAUGAAGAACUUGGGUUUAGGUCCGGAGAUUCGGAAUGAUAUUGAAGGGAUCUUGACCAACAGGAGCUGGUAUUUCACUAAUCAGUUCUUGUUAGAGGUAAUUUUUCACAACAGGAUGAAAAAUUAUAGGUGUUUUACCAAUGAUUCGUCCUUGGCUUCUGCAAUCUUUGUUCCUUUUUAUGCCGGUCUUGAUGUGAGUCGCUUUCUCUGGGACUCUAAUCUCACAGUGAGAGAUUCUUCUGGUUUCGAUCUUGUUCAAUGGCUCGCCAGAAAACCCGAAUGGAAGAAAAUGUGGGGUAGGGAUCAUUUUCUGGUUUCGGGGAGAAUAUCUUGGGAUUUUAGAAGACAAUAUGAUAAUGAAUCUUAUUGGGGCAGCAAGUUCAGGUUUUUCCCUGAAUCCAUGAACAUGUCAAUGUUAGCGGUAGAAGCAAGUUCCUGGAAUAAUGACUAUGCAAUACCGUACCCAACCUCCUUCCAUCCCUCAAAGAAGGAAGAGAUUCUGGAGUGGCAGAACAGAGUCAGACACCAAACGAGACCGUACUUGUUCACUUUCACUGGAGCUCCAAGGCCGGAACUUGAAAACUCCAUUAGAGGAAAGAUCAUAGACCACUGCAGAGCUUCCAGUGCGUGCAGGUUCAUGGAUUGCAGCGAUGGCGGAGAGAAAUGUGACAACACCAUUAAUGUUAUGAAGGUGUUUGAACAGUCAGUCUUCUGCUUACAGCCACCGGGUGAUUCAUACACCAGAAGAUCCAUUUUUGAUUCCAUGUUAGCCGGGUGCGUUCCAGUAUUCUUUCAUCCAGGCACCGCUUAUUCACAGUAUUUAUGGUUUUUUCCCGAGAACAGGACCAAGUACUCUGUGUACAUUCCUGUGAGGGAUGCGAGGGAAUGGAAUGUCAACGUGGAGAAGGUACUGCUGGGAAUAUCAGAGGAAGAAGUACAUGCAAUGAGAGAAGAGGUAAUAAAGCUGAUUCCAAGAAUAAUUUAUGGAGAUCCAAGGUCAAAGCUGGAAGAGUUCGAAGAUGCAUUCGACGUUGCUGUACAAGGUAUGAUAGAAAGGAUAGAGCAAGUGAGGGAGAUAAUUAGGAAUGGAGGAGAUCCCAGUGUUGGAUUUGCAGAGGAGAAUCAUUACAAGUAUACAUUUUCAGAUAAUUAAAAUUAAGAGUAGAGGCAAACGGCUUUGAGGAGGACAUAGAAGGCAUAAAUUGCAUUAGUUAUAGGAAGUAACUUUUAAGAUAGCGAUGGAUGAUAUGAUUAAUUGUGUAAAUAUAGUAAUAUUUAGACGUUAAGCAUGUCAGGUUAUGGCUGUGAGUGAGGAAGGGCAGAUAAUAGGCAUGCAUGGAAAGAGUAUGGGGGUAAAUGGGUAAUGUCAUAGGGAUGGGGAAGAAAGAGGCGUCGGUGGGCGCCGACAGGGGAUAUGGUAUCCAUGUGGCCAAACAGACCUAAUCCCCAACCCCCCCUCCUUUUCAACCUCAAUCUUCGCCUCCGUUUAAGCAGCUGUCACAAUCUUCCCAUAUUAUGGAGUUCCAAACCCCCACAUCAUUCCUUCAUAUGUC
Molecule: messenger RNA, 2053 nt
Organism: Prosopis cineraria
Lineage: Eukaryota; Viridiplantae; Streptophyta; Magnoliopsida; Fabales; Fabaceae
Product: probable xyloglucan galactosyltransferase GT14
Exons: 1
Coding region: 196-1653 (485 amino acids)
Molecular function (GO): glycosyltransferase activity
Source: RefSeq, a predicted model, not a curated record